Schistosoma mattheei is the source of this 736-nucleotide messenger RNA. The record is from the annotation of a GenBank genome assembly. Lineage: Eukaryota; Metazoa; Platyhelminthes; Trematoda; Strigeidida; Schistosomatidae.
CUCGAAAUAGUGCAGUUGAGUGAAAACACUACUGCUCAUUAAUAUUUUCAAAGACCUGCGACCUUAUUGAAACGAAAAGAAGGGAACACAGCGAAAUCAACCAGUUAAAACAAUUUCGUCGACAGAAUAUUGUGUAUUGGAAGGUCAUUAAUGAGGGGAACAUUCGAAUAGUUUCGUUGAUGAUUGUGUCAAGUUUAUUAAUAUAGGCUCACUUAACCAUGAGGAUGAUUGAGAGUAGGCUAGAAGACUCCAGACACAAACUCAUGGAGACCAGCAACAAUAUAGAGAAAGCUGCUGCGUUUUGUUCGGAAAAAUAUUUGGUAGUUGUUACACUGCUGAUAACUUUAGAGUUAGCAACGCAAUCUGUAUGCGCAGUAGCUCACGAGGUUAAUCGUUUCGCCAGUCAAUUUCUUGAAGCCUUAGAGUACCAGUCGUAUCAAACUACUGAUUUGUCAGAUAAAAUUUCCAAGCUGAAAAUGGCAAGUAUGCAAUAUUUACUUAGAGAAGGUGUCGCGCAAGGCUGUUGGGUCGUGCACAGUGUCGAGGGUUCCGAUUGUUUAUCAACAUGAGGCAGUGCUUCCUGAACCUCCACAAAAGUAUAUAAGACAACCAAUCAAUUUUUCAAUCUUGGACAACGUUGGUCAUGGAAUACCCACACAAGUAAUCUGUACUCGUUAAAUAUACUUUAGUUGCUUAUCAAAUGCUUUUAGCAUAUAGAUAAUAUGUACAUAUAUAC